Messenger RNA from Aplysia californica (California sea hare), 11671 nucleotides. Its product is annotated as beta-1,4-N-acetylgalactosaminyltransferase bre-4. NCBI's taxonomy places the organism in Eukaryota, Metazoa, Mollusca, Gastropoda, Aplysiida, Aplysiidae. Gene Ontology annotation, biological process: carbohydrate metabolic process. Gene Ontology annotation, molecular function: glycosyltransferase activity. The record is from RefSeq and is a predicted model, not a curated record.
AAUUACUUCCAAAGGUCUGACCAUUAGCCGAUACCCCAUGGAGAUUGCACGCUACAAGAUGAUAAAACAUGUGGGAGAAAAACAUAAUGAACAGAACCCAGAGAGGUUUACUUUGUUGCGCAAUGUGAAGCAGCGAAUGUCCAAGGAUGGACUGACCACACUCAAGUACCAUCUACAGCAGGUAGAUGAAAUGCCCACCCAUACACGAUUACAGGUUCUAAUAAAUGAGGCGGAAGUACGAAAGUCGUAGCAGUGUGAGUGUCAGAAUGUCAUCAUAGCCGAGACAACGCUCAUCUGGGAUUCCAUUUUCUCCAUAUCACCGAGAGAGAGACAAAGGGUCUUUCUCUCAUCCUGGACCAAACAAAUGAUAUCUGUGUGUGUGUGUGUGUUUUGUGUGUGUAUGUGUGUGCAUGCGUGCGUGCGUACGUGCGUUGUGUGUGUGUGUUUGCAUGCGCGAGAGCGCACAUCUGUAUAUGUGUAUGUCACAAAUCAAUACAUGGGAUGUGUAUAUUGUUCCAUGAACCGCUCGUGAGCUGAGUGCUGUUUUGCACAAACUUCAGCUUUUGACUUUUGGAAUUUUUUGCAACAACUGUCAAGGCUGUUGAAGAAUCUUUCCCUUUGAGCCCUACAUCAUUACAGGAAAUGCUUGUGCUCCAUAGUAGCUCGCUUUCAUACGCUGGAUCCUGUUCUUUUUUUGUGUCUGGAAUUUAGUGCUUUCAAAGUGAUUUUCGUCAACAGGGCCUACUGGAAAAAAAUGGAUUUUGUACAAGAUAGCACCGAGCUUGCGCUCGACCUUCUCAGAUGUUCUUAUCUACACAGGGUAUUGACAUAUCAAGGACUGCUCUAGUAUUGUCUGUUGGCCUGGGGAGGUGUCAUGUGUGGCCAGGGCUGGCGUUGAAGUCAUCACAUCCGAACAUCAGAACUUUUGUCACAGAUUCGUACCUAUCAUCGAUAUAUACAGGCAUAAUAUACAACAUGCUGGUGUUUAUGUCAAUAUAGGUUGGUGGGCCUGACCGUUAAGCGAAAACAGUCCCACGCUUCUUUUGGACAUAGGUGGUAGUACCUGAGGUCCAUCCGGUCUUGUCGUCUGUGAAUUAUUGUUCCAGUGUUUUGUGAAUGCGACAUGUAAAAAGUAGAUUAAAAACUUGCCAAGUAUAUUGAAGUUCAAAUUACAGUUUGGAUUACUGUCUCCACAUUCUUUGCAAAGGUGGUUUUCUGCCACUUUUGUUUAGCUCUAUAUACAUUACAUGGCUCUCAUUCCUAGUUUGGAUACAGCGAUGAAUGACAGCUUGAUCUAAUGACCCUUUUACUUGUUGCAAGUCCAAUAUUUUCAGUGCAGAUGCUAUGUAUGUAAUUAUAGAAUCAUCGUAACUACACUCUGUCAAGAUUCAGUGGAUUACGGUAGGAUCAUAGCUCAUUCUAUGCAGAUAGGGCCUUCUACAGUUCAUUAUUGUAGUGUCAAACUGAGUUUUCUUUUUCUGUACCCGAGAAGUGAAAAUGGUCUUGGAGUGUGUUGGAAAGAGUGAUGGAUUUGUCUCAGACAAAGUUUGAGACACCAGUUUGUGGUGUAUCCCUGACAACAUUUGAGAUAGAAAUUAAAUCUACGGCUUAUAAUUUGCCUGAGUCUCACAUUUCAUUUUUCCUCUGGCAAAAUGAACAGAGAUGUGUGUUGGUAGGAUAUGCCCUAGAAUUCUACUAGCGCCAUGCAGACUUUGCUCUGCAUAUUAACACAUACCAUUGUAUUGUACAUUCCUGCCACUGUUCCAUAUUUCUUGUGACUGAACCAGCACUGGGUUGCACUUAUAGUUUAUUGUUAUGAAGUAGCAUGCUGCAAACUGAAAUAUUCUUCAAAUAACUUGUUAAUGUUUUCUUGUGAAUGAAGGCCUUUCAUAAUUGCUACUUUGCCAUGAAACUUGGAUUGGUUUGAUGACAACUUGUCGCAAAAUGUGCUUUCUGCUUAUGAUCACUGAAUUUGAAAUAUGAAAUCGCAUUGUAUAAUGGCAAAUGUUUUAUUUGUGCGAAUAUAAAGGAAAGAUUGAGUGCUAUCUUCGUUGGAGAUUGAUUUUGGAAGUAACUCUGAAGAACCAAAAAAGUGCAAGCUUCUUCUGGGGCAGAGCAAUUUUCCCUUACUGACCUAUCACCUUUCACCUUUGACUUACAUUCCUGUUUCUGCACUUGAAAAGAUUCCUUGAUUAUUGAUGCUGUGUGCGGUUCCAAGAUAGAAUUACAGUUGUCCUGGCAUCAGGACUUUUGUGUUUUUAAGUAUUAUUCUAGUAUAAGUAGAAUUUCGUUAUAAGCUGAGUCAUAAGACAGUUGUAUUUAAAGCCUCAAAUACAACACACACAAAAUGUUAAUUGUAUGGCUUUGAACUUACCUGUUUUAUAAUUUCUCUAGUGUUCUGGGCUCUUGCAGCUUCAGCAGUUUGUAUUAUAAAGAGCGCGGUGUUUGUGUUUUGAACAGUCUUGUGUUGUGAUAGCUUUGUCCUCCCUCAUCCCUGUCACAUUGAGAGCGUGGUCUCCGCCUGUAGACUCACAUAUCAGGUGAUCCACUGGUAGAUCUUUUUUCGAUUGUAAGGUGUUUGUUCAUUUUUGGGGCAAAAGUAGGCCUAUAGGGUCUGAAAGGAAUUGAAUCUAAUUUCAAUUGUCCGUGCUGAUUUUUCACAUUCUAACAUUUUACCAUUGGUCUAUUUAUGUUCUUUUACACUUGAACAGUCUUUCGAGAUCAUAAUGUUCACAGAGUUCCUUAACUUGGAAUGGCCUUUUAGCUGGAUGAUAUUGCAUGAUGUCACCCUUCCGGACAAUUUAUAAUUCAGUGGCUCGGUAGAGGGUGAAACAUGCUUUUUCCUAAACAUAGUUCGGGUACAUUAUUGUCAUAUGUGCUUAUCAUAAUUAUUGAGCAUUAAGAUCUGAGACCAAUGAAAAGAAUUUGAUUCAACAGAGAGUACUCAAAAGAUACUCUGUGUGAUUUUUUACUCUGUGUCCACUUUUGACCUUUGACUCUGUGAUCUAAUCAUGACAGGCGUGAUGAAAUUCAAGCGUUUGCUUUGAUAACCAUUUGGUUUAGAACAUUUUGUACUCUCCAAUAAUGACUAGUGCAACUUUAAGGAGACUGGUUUUGAAUAUUUAUCUAGUCUUUAGCAAUGGCAAUUUAAAAGUUAUUUGACGUCAGGCUUUAUACCAAAGAGAGAUUCCACUUUGUUUAGUAUAAGCUUUAAUUUUCUGGAGACGUACAGCAUUAUACAUUUGUAUUUGUACUUUGGAGAUCCAGAAGGCAAGCUGAAGUAAAAUGAGAACCUUUGUUGUGUAGCUCAGAGUUAGAGAUUCCCAGCCAAAGGAAUAUAACAGUCAUAAUUUUGGUUGAGAUCACGUUCAUCUGGCUCCAAGUCUUGUUCAUUAUGAAAAAAAAAUUAUUUUAGUUAGUAAUUUUGAGGAGUUUUUAAAAUAAAUUUUAUCUCAGGAUUAGUUUACAUAACCCAUGAUUAUUUUUCAUAUUGUGGUUGCAAGGUUCUUGUCUCUUUACCUUAACUCUUCAGAGGGCUUGAUUUGAAUACCACACUGGCGUCUUUGGUGCAGCGGUUAGGCAUUUCACUCAGGAGACCUGAGUUAAGUUCCCAAGUGGGGAGAAUUUUUAUAGAGUAUCUUAUUCUUUCUGCUGGGAUCUUUUAUCCAUCUCUACCCGGUUGGCUCCAAAAUACUUUGAAUUGGGUCAAUGGGGCGUAAAACAGACACCUUGUGCAGUUACGAGGACCGCAAAACUUUUACCAAAACAAAAUAAAAAGACUUACAUUUUGAAUACCACAAGGAUAUUAUUUCUGCUUCAAAGAAGGCACUUCCGACCAGGUCUCUGAUGUGCUUGAUAAGUCAGUUUGAUUGAAAAAAAAAUGUUGUAAUAUCUUCUCAAGUUACUGAAGCUAUUACAAAUAAGAUGUGUACAACGCAUGUGUGCCUGUGCAACUAUGUGUUCAUGAGGAUGUAGAUCGAUGUGUGUAGGGUGUUGAGUGGGGGAAGAGCAUUUGUUUUCUGUGCACUGAAAUGAGAAAUUGUAUGAAUAUUUGUGCACUCUUAUCAGUGAAUAUAUGUUUUCUUUAUAUAUUUGUUUAUGUUACAUAGAAGAGAUUUUAUUUAGCUUGUCCCGGUGUGCAUUAGCUCAUUUUUCUUUUGUAAAUUCAGUUUGGGAACACAGUAUGUUCACCAAGAAUAUUAUACUUUGCUGCGUGGUGUAUGAGAGCUCAAGACGUCUGGGGCUCUGAGGAAAGUGUCAUUGUGCAUGGUUUAGAAAAUGUUUCACUUGAGAACAAAAUGUGCUACUUUGUGAUGUAGGUGGCGUUGUGGUUAAGCUCUUGGACUUGCAACCGUAAGAUUGUAGUUUUAAAUUCUGUCUGGGGCCCGACGUUGUGUCCUUGGGAAAGGCACUUAACACAAAUUGUUCUCGCAUCACUCAGGUGGGAAUGGGUACGCAGCUAUAGACCGUGAAAGUCUUGUCAGCUUGUUCGUGUUUGAGUGCUUAAUCAGUUGAUUGCACUGUGUGCUUCCCAGGAAGCCAGAAUGUUCUCUCAUAAAUGGGAUAUUUUUGGUGAACUGUUGAACGCAGUUGUAAUUUACUGCUAGUAAGUAUAGUAAUUGUACAAAAGGACCAACAUUUCAUCUGGAGCGGAUUGGGAUAGUGACUUUUCCAACAAAGAGGAUGAUAGAGUAGACCACCAUCACCACUCUUUGUGAUAAAACAGCAAGUGCAGCAAAUAAUAUAUGAGUUGUCCACGGGAAAAAUAGGCAUAGUCACAAACUGGAAAUUGUGAGGGUGUCAAUUUAAAAAGCUUGUGGACUCAUAACUUCAUAUUUGUUUAAUUGCUGGUUUUUUUUGUUAAUGUUUGUUGAAUGGAAAAUCUAACAACAAUAAUCAACCAACAGUUGAACAGAAAUAAAGUUAUGAGUCGACAUGCCCUCUAAAUUGAUACCCUCACAAUUUUCAGUUGUGACUGUUUCCGUUUUUUCUGUGGACUCGUAUAAUAACAUCACUGUAUUAGUACACCAGCAGAGCUGGUUAUGUUUUUGUUUACUACUUGGCAAGAUUAAUCAAUAGUCAAUACAAAGCAUCAGUUUUAUUUGAGAUGCUUAACCCCUUUGUUGCCUAUAUGACGUACGCUGUUCAUCAUAUUUUCUUACAUGGCAAAUGAGCCAAAAUGCUGCUGUGACGUACGCCAAUCGAUCGUCAUAGGUUGUAUUCCGCAUACUGCUUCUAUUAGAUGUAUUUCGUAAAAUUAAUCGCACCUUCGCUUUGGGGAAUGUUUAUUCUGCAGAAAGAAAAUUUUUCCUUUUAGAUAUAGUUAGUAGUAUUUGAAAAUCGGACAGGGAUCCAAAAUUGUUCCAGGUACAGCACGAACUGACUGACCCUGUGAAGGGGUUAAGCACUCUUUAAUUUGUAUUUCGGUGCAGCUUAUAGUGAUAUUCUUUCGCAUCAACUUUGAUUCAGUCUUAAUUUAGAAUCUACAUCAUAGAGUGCAAGUUCAAACAGUAUAGGUGAUGACAGGCUUACUGAUAGUAAUGUACAGAGUUCAAAAAGAGGAAAUUGGACAAUUUAGUAAUGAGUAAACAAGUAACGAUAAUUUAGAACCUGAAUGUGAAAUGUGGCUGAUUCAUUUUGCUUUUCUUUUAUGUUAUCUGUGCUGUGCGUAUUUUGUUGUGACAAACUAGCAAGAUAUUUUUAAUGUUUCGUCUUAAAAGCACAUGAUCCUUAUUGGUAUCAGUGUGUAUUGCCUAUUAAUUUUUAUUUACCCCCCAGUUGUAAUGAUUCCUUGGAAGUUCCAGCACCGUAAUGGUGCAGACUGAGGGAUGGAGGUGUUUGGGGGUGUGCAGUGUGGAAAGGUUUUGAAAAUGAAAAGAACUGAAUGGGAGAAAAUGGCAACAUGCCAGACAUUAUUAGGUAAUGGAUACUAUUUUUACUAUACUUUUUACUUACGUGCAUUUCUGUGCCUAGUCAGCCUUCUCUGUGCCAGGUUGUGAUAAGAAUAGCACUUUGUAUUCUGAAGUCUGUGAUGGAGAAGAGGAGGAGAAUUUGUGAGGCAGGAGUUCUGGGGUGGGGUUGGGGGUGGGUGGAUAAAAGGGCGUUUGUUGACUUGUUUUGCGAAAGUUCAAGGUUGGAAAGGAAUUCAUUCAACUUUAAAUUUAAACUUCUCGUGGAUAAAUGUCUUUCUCUUUUUUUUUCUUUUUUCCCCCAAUUCUAACCUUUUUUCUUUGAAUGAUUUAUAUUCUUGCAUGUGUGUACAGUCAUUCUAGGUCAUGGAGGUACACAUCGCCAGCUACAAGUUGGGAAGUCUUUGUUUUUUUAAUUUUGGAGAACAUCAGAGAUAAAAGAGAGGACCCAAAUCAGAACUAUGACUUCGGCAUUCAUUGUUUUAAAAGAAAUGAAGGAAAAAACCCCACAAAAAACAUAAGAUAGAAAAUAACAAAACAAAGUGAAACUAUUUUGUAAGAUGCCCCUAGAUGUCGAUAUGCGAGUAACCCGCUUUAUUUGAAAAACCCCCAGAGACUGAUUUAGUUCAUUAUGGGACAGUGGGAUGACACUGAUGACGUGCUCUGUCAUUCUGUUGUUCUGUCCAUCUAGAUAAUAAAGGUACUUAUGUACAGUUAUUUCAGGCCAUGACGGUAUGAAUUAAUGUUCUGUCUUUAUAAAUCAUGAAAUACAAGUGUUCUGUUAUUCUAGAAGGUGAACAUUUUUUAAGUGUUCUGUAAUUUUAUAUCAUGAAGGUACGCUUAUAUAUUCUAUCGUCAUCCUAGAUCCUGGAGGUACCCAUUCACAGUCGAUCUAGUUUCCAAAACAGGUGUUCUUUCCCUUUUAUGCAAAAGUGUUGUGAGUGUAGUCAGGGGGCUGUAUCCCGUCGGACAGUCCUGAGAAACACACUCCAACCAUCACCCCGUCCCACUGGGACUUUGACAGGGCAGUAACAAUGGCUGCCCUGAGGUACCCAUGCCUGCACGUACUGAAAGAUAUUACUGUAUAUGUUUGCCUCUAGGACAAUCUAACAUACAAUUUGAGGGGUGGGGGAGUUGUACUUUUGACUCCAAAAUGGCCCAUUUUGUAGGUCAAGCACUUAAUAAUAAGAGGUAAUUCCUCACAUACUGGAGGGGGCCCAGAAUGCAUGAAAUCAAGUUUGGCUUCAACUUUUGUGUCUUACCCAAGAGAUUGAUUUAAUCUGUGAGGCCCGAUCCUGGCUGUAUAUUACGCGCAGUACACACAGGGGUAUACUUUUGGACGACAAUGACUAUGACAAUCUUUAUUCCUCUCACAGGGAGAAAUUUGUCAUGGUCGUUUACAAUGGCAGUAGAUGUUACAAAGGUUAAGUGUACUCUCGCAUUUACACAACAAGGCAGGACCUCACUUUAUUAAGAAUUUGCCCAUAUUAUAAGCGAGUAUAUACUGUAAGUUAACGUUUUACUGGAAGGGUUUGGUGCUAGUGUGUUACUUUGUACUCUUCUGAUAAUAUGACGGGCAGGAGGUGGGGUUUCUAGACUUCACUACUCUUCAUCAGCUGGCUCAGUAGAGUGGUCAGUGCUCCUGUUUUUAAUCAGUGCAGACUCUUAGUCUUAGAGAGUCUUAAGUCCUGGGUAAACUAACACAGGUCUGGUGCUUACUUGUAAAUUUUCACCAAUUCAUUUAUUGAUAGUUGUCAAAUGUAUUCUGACAUCGAUGUUGUGACUUAUAUAUUUUUUUUUUGUUUCCUUGGUUUUGUUGUGUUUUGUAUUUAGGAACAUUGAAUCUGAAGGUUUGUUAUGGAUGUACUUUGUAAUCUUUUGCUAGUUGUACUUUUUAAACUGAGUGCCUGACAUUUAGCAUAGCUCUGUUGAUUUUUUUAUAUGAAUUGUGCAGGAUGUGCCCAUGAAUAAGUUCCAACCAAAUAAUUUAUCUGAGUGAGUGUUAAACAUAUUUUGUGUGGGUUUGUGAACAGGUGCCAUGAUAUGCAUACAUGAUAACAGCUAAAAACUGAGUUUGUCAGAGAAAUUAGUCUGUUUUGGGUUUGUUAGGUUGUUAUUUUUUUUUGUAUACCAGCUUCUCCACAGGCCUCUGCAGUCUACACCCUUUCUUUGAUUUUUAUUGUGAAGGAGGUCCCUCUUGUAAUUUUUCGUCCCUGGGGUUGGGGCAUGAGAAACUGGCUUGACCGCAGCUAGUUUGUGAGUUUCAAAGACAUUCCAAUUUGAAAAUUGUGUAAAAACGAAGAGCAGCCACGUUACCUAUAUGUACUCGAUGUUGAUGCAUUCUUCGCCUGAUUUUGGAAGAAUUAUGAAUGAAACGUUCACUGGCUUAACUAUUUUUCUCACAUGUGUAUAUAACUUGUCCUCCUCAUUGUGUAUGUCUACAUCACCUUACCUCCCUUACUCUUGUUGAAGUCUCACUUAGAUUCACAGAUCAUUAUAAUAGUCAAUACUUACACAGCAUUGAAGUAGGCUACCUGUUAGUCACUCAUAUUUGAAAUAGGCAUUACUAUGUUCGACUAGUUGUUGGUAACGUUUUAUUUAUAAUCUGUUCUUUUAUUUUAUUUAUGUGUGUGGAUAAAACAGUGUAUGGAAUGUUGCUGAGAGAAAAAAAACAACCUACUUUUGGGAAUUUUUUUGGGGUCCCCUCUAAAGUCAUGAUGACUUUGCUGUGAGUAUAAAUGUGUCCUAAUGUGUAGACUGAGAUAUGUCAAGCGGGAACAGCAGAGAGUACAGGUCAGGACAUAACCUUUUUAAAAAACGUACGCUGUUUCAGAGCUCAAUCUAAUCAUGUGUUCAUGUAAGGCACAAGAUAUUAUUAUGUACGAUGCUGUAAAUCUUUGUCUGGAGAUUUGAUGUCUUGAUACUCUGAAUUGUUCCACCCAAAAAAGGUGCCCUCUGUCCAUUCUGUUCCACAUAUUAUUACACAGAUAUCAGGAAAAACGUUCAGCUCAUCUAUGGGGCUAAAUAAAAGUUUCGCCGAAACUAUAGAGGGCUGUUUGGAAAUAGGAAGCUUGAUCCAAUGUUGUUAUGUAGCUUACUGUCUAGGAAUAGGAAACUGAAUAAUAGAUCCAACCAUACCCCAGAUGCAGUCUUAGAAUAGGACGCCGGAUCCAACCUUGUCUUAUAUAAUAUAUAUUUGCUGUUUGGGUGUAGGAAGGUAUAUCCAACUUUGAUCUGUAGACCACUGUCUGGGACUAAAAAGCGAGAUAUCUAAUUGUACCCGACAAAGCACUUUGUUGGAGUAGGAGCUAGAUAUUUAAAUAUGUUGCCCUGUAGUAUAGAGUGCCAGAAAUUGGAAACCCACAAAUGAAGGGAAGGGCUAAUAAAACUAGUUUUUUUAUGUAAGGAACUGCAAGGAUAUGACAUUAUGACUAUUGUUUUCUGUUCAGUUAUGUAUUUGCUGUGCUCUUGCUUCUGGUUCAGGGCCAUGUGGUCCUUCAAGUAUAUGUGUUGGAAGUGGUUCUCCUUAAGUGUAUGGGGACAGAGGACCGUGAUGCUGUGUCUCUUUUGGUCCAUGGCCUGAUUUCUCUAAGGAUGUUGGGAUGCAUGUAGCUAUUUUUGAGUGAGAGAGAGGGGGAUGGGGGGGAGGGAGGGAGGGAUAUAUAUAGAGAGAGAGAGAGAGAGAGAAAGAGGGAGAGAGAGGGAGCGAGAUAGAAAGGAAAAGAGAGAGAAAGGGAGAUAGAGAGAGACUGACAGAUAGGUAGACUGACUGCUUGUAUUCUUAUUUCGUGUGUGACAUAUAUUUACAUUAUGUCUAAUGCACAGUGCAUGCCACCAAUCGAAUUCAUUUGAUUGAAUUGGAGCCAGUGUGAUUUUUCUCCUAAAAGCUACUAUUUUGGAACAAUUUGACCAAAUUUGACUAAAUUCAACUGUGAACAUCAAAACCAAAAGCGUUUGUUUGCCAUGGUUGUCAAUCGAAUUGGUUGCAAUGUGCCGAAAUGGUAGCUUUUGUCCCUCUAUGGUGGAAAAUCUGGCAGGUUCCUGACUCAAUUCGAUUUUAUAGUGUGCACUGGGUCUGUACGAUAUGCCGUAGAUUCUUCUCUUUCUACACUGCGGAGCCCAAAAUAGCAGACUGAGCUUAAACUCUUGCCUGACCUAGUCUAACACCUGAAAUGCUUCAUUUUCAACUGAGUUUUCUUUUGUAUUGAAAAUUAUUUGUUAAGUCCAAAGUUGACUAAUGUUCAUGCAUGUUUCUGGACUUGCUAAAUUCGAAAUAUAAUGGUGAGCUGCAUGUAUGGAAGCAUUGCCCAAAUUUGUGUGUCUUUUCUAAAAGCAGUUUUCUCUGGGGGGGGUUGCUUUAUUUUUUCAACCAUUCUGCUUCAGAUUUAAACCAUUUUUUCUUUGAAUAUUUGAACAGUACUUGGGUGCUCAAUUAGCCCAGUUAAUAUCAAGCUGGACUACAGAGCAGUCGGCCUUGGUUCAGUUCCUCAAUGGGUCAUUUUGAACUAUGGUUGAUUCGGGGAGUUUUAAGCUCAGUCUUCCUAUUGGAGAUGGGCAUGGAAUUCAAAGAUACCUCCUCUUAGAUAAUCUCAGUGUUGAAGUUAAAUCUAUACAAAGACAACGACAAUGGACUGUAUAAAUAUUAUAGAUAAUUAGAAGGACUCAAUUUAGGAAAAACAGCGACUCGUUGUUCGACAUUUAAAGACUCAAGGGAUUACACAUUUAUAAUUUAUGAAAGCUGCUAUAUCAUAUGCUGUGGCCUGAAAAGUUUUUCUAAAGUCUCUGAAAUGUGAUGCCAUAAGAGGAUUCUACAGUCGCUGUGAUAUGUUAACCAGGGAACUUUCUCUAUAAAGUCACUCUGAUCUAACAAACAGAGAAGUAUUUAACGUCGUGGUGUGUUUUUACUGCUCAUGAAUUGUCUUUGCUGUUGUGUUGUCGUAGUAGGCGUUCGCUAGCUCAUAAGUCGGUGUGUUGGUGCCGUGUUUUUAUGUGUUGUGUUGGGGAAUGUCUUCAUAGGAUUUGAUUGCCUACGUUAGUUUACACAUGCUCUGUGAAUAUGACGUGAUGUUGAUCAUUUAGAAGCUGCUACGACUUUGCCUGUUAUACUCUGUGUGGGUGUGUGCGAUACGGCAUUCCAGCAGAAGAAAGACCGAUGUAGGCCUACUCAACAAAAUAAUUUACUAUGUUGGGAAUCAAAAUUCAUUUUUUUAAAAUAUGUGCAAAGGUUAAGAGUGUAAUUAAUUGCAGACGCAAGUGUAUUUUUAUGUUUAUGUGUGUGGAGUUUUUUUGUUUUUUUUUACAAUAUGUACUUAUGUGUUGGUUCGUAUAGUUAUGUGUUGGCGCAUGUACUUGUAUUUGGUUGGGAUUUUUUGGGGGGUUAUUGUUGGGUUUUUUUUGUUGUUGUAUUUGUUUUGUCCAUGAAUAUGCCAAGUGACGGUUGCAGGUUGCCUUCAUGACUAAUCAUGUUUUGGGAAUGUUACAGUUGUACAUGUAUUCAUGAUUGAGUAUGUGAGGGGGAAUGGUGGAGUUGUAUUCCUGAUUGAGUUUGUAUGGGGAAAUGGUGGAGUUGUGUUUAUGAUUGAGUUUGUAUGGGAAAUGUUUCAAGUUACAGUUGUCUUCUUGACUUAACCUGUCUGGGGAAUGUUACAGAUUUGUAUUCAUAUCAUGACAAGACUAGAAUGCGGGGAGGACUUGAGCCUCAACUACAACAGCAAGACGAAUACUUUCGAAGUUUAUUUAUAAUAAAUGUAUGACUUACAGUC